AUGGAUCUAGAUGGUUUAACUUAUUAUUAUGACAUAGACAGAUCAAAAAUCUCUCGGAAUUUCAAUUCUUCGCGACUUUCGUUCUACUAUACCAUGGUCUCUCUAGUACUAUUCACACUCUUUAUUUAUCUCUUUCGCCUUCCGACAGCCACGGCGGGAAGAUAUUCUCCAACAGGCACGACGAGACAAUAUUUUAGGACAGGCACGACGCCACAAUAUUAUAUCGAUCCCUCAUGUCUCACCGCCGAGUGGACAGGUAUCGAAGCGGCUGUCGAGGAGGUAAUAAUAAUGGCACAGCGAAUCUGGUCUCGUAUGCAAGGCUUGAAGGAUUAUAAAGAUCAUGGGAGUGCAAGGGGUAAGAAAGAUAUAGAUAUGCCAAUUAUUCUGCAACAACUUUUCAAGAUUGAUGGCCCGGACCAUAGCAACUUCACGGAUGUGUUAGACACAAUGCGCCGUCUAGGAGAGAUGACACGUCUUAAAGAGACCCCGAUGCGAGGACAAUUAGCAACGCGCAUCUUCUGUGACAACGAUAGACGCUGGAAAAAGCUCCCUGAUGAACCGAGAACCUGGCGGCGACCGAUACCAAAAAAAUCAUGGAAAGAUACGACAGAACAGUUCACCUUCAUGACAGAAGAUGGUAUUCUUAAUUCCCACUUCACCGAAAAUGAACCACCGGUUUGUAGAUCUAGCAACCUGCUGUGGAGACGUCCGCUCGCCGCCACUUAUAUUGAUGAUGCUAAAAUGUUUAGCGCCAUGACCAUCUGCGAUCUUUGUCAAGACAUGGAGCCCAAGACGAUGUACGAUCUUACGGAGAAUUACCCUAUCGACUUCCCACUUUCGCAUUGGAAGAGUCCGGAUCCGGAUAGUGUUUUAAGUCUUGUAAUAUUCUAUCAGUGGAUGCAUACAAUAGUGUCAAUCAAAGGGCCACCGGAGGACUUUGCACCAGUCUAUUCAUGGCACGUGUGUACGAAAUUAAAAACUGAAUUUGCGCUAUGGAAUGUACAAAGUUAUGCGUACCUUGCCAUGCUUGUCAUGUUAGGGGAUUGGGGGAUAAGGCUUCGUCCUUACAAUCCAUUUCUUACAAAAUAUCGUAAGGGAGAUGGGCAUUUGAUUACAAGCCUGGAUCAUUAUUACCAGGGGGCCCCUUGGCCACCACCACCACCCGCAUAUGAAGAAGGAAGGUCACUAUGA
This is a messenger RNA of Pseudovirgaria hyperparasitica, 1191 nucleotides long. RefSeq lists its product as uncharacterized. Bases 1 to 1191 code for a protein of 396 amino acids. The record is from RefSeq and is a predicted model, not a curated record. The transcript is spliced from 3 exons. NCBI's taxonomy places the organism in Eukaryota, Fungi, Ascomycota, Dothideomycetes, Acrospermales, Acrospermaceae.